Molecule: messenger RNA, 1404 nt
Organism: Trichophyton verrucosum HKI 0517
Lineage: Eukaryota; Fungi; Ascomycota; Eurotiomycetes; Onygenales; Arthrodermataceae
Exons: 3
Coding region: 1-1404 (467 amino acids)
Biological process (GO): ubiquitin-dependent protein catabolic process
Cellular component (GO): nucleus; proteasome regulatory particle, lid subcomplex; cytoplasm
Molecular function (GO): endopeptidase activator activity; proteasome binding; ubiquitin binding
Source: RefSeq, a predicted model, not a curated record
AUGAUCCUUAGUCAGCAGCGCUUGGACCAGCCGGCGGCCAAAAAGAAGCAACAACAAGCAGAAAGUCAAGCGAACGAACGACAAGGACGAGACCGGCGGGAAGCGGAAGACGAAGACGAAGAAGAAGAAGAAGCAGACGAGAAGACGAGACGACGAAGCGGACAUGUCGAUAGCACCGAUUAUCACCUUCAAGGGUGGCAUCUGCGAACUAGAUGUGCGUUUUCUGUACAUGGCCGAGCUGGAAAGGUGCUAACAGGCAGACAGACCUCCGUUACCCCAAACGCCGUCAAGGCCCGGCCUACGCCCGGAUACAUCUACCUCUACUCAGAAGAUGACCUUGUCCAUUUCUGCUGGCGGCCGCGUUCGGCACCCAUAGAUCAACCGGAGCUCGACCUGGUCAUGGUGCCUUCCGACGGAACCUUCACGCCAUACAAGCCCACCAGCGCCCAGAGACCGUCCAACCCCGAACAGCCCACGAACGGCAGAAUAUACGUUUUGAAGUUUGCUUCCAGCUCGCAGAGACACCUUUUCUGGCUGCAAUCUCGGAGUCAGCAUGAGCAGGGCAACCCAGCGUGGUUCAGUGCGCGAGAUCUAAAGCUGGGCCAGAUCGUCAACACCCUGCUGCAGGGCGAAGAUAUCGAUGUGCAAGACGCCAUUGACAGCCUGCCCAGGGGAGACGGUGGUAAUGAUGGUGGUGAUGAUGACGAGACCAUGGAAGACGUAGAGGGAACAGACCAUAGCCCUGAGAGACGACGACAUGGUGGCAGCGGAGGUGCCGGGCCUGGUGCUACGGGCGGUGACAUACGAGAAGAAGGUCAAGAAUCAAGAGAGGGGGGAGCAGAUGGCGGACGAGCUUUUGAUGUUAUGCCAGUUACGUUAUUUGACUUUUGGCUUGCCGCCGGUUCGGAUCCCUCCUCCGUUGUACAAAACUUCCUUCAGUCCUUGCAAGGCAAUAAUAAUAGCCAGCAAGAGACGACAGAAUCACGGUACACGACUCUUGCCGAUCUGUUAUCGACCCAAUCGACCCUACCUUUCCUUGAAUCGGCAGACGAGAGCACCCUCAACCAGCUGCUCAGUUCUCUUCCCGAGUCGUUGCAGCUCCUCUCCAAGCAAAAUAACAACGCACCAGUCGAGCGUAUUAGCGUCGACAAGAAACGUAACGCCCUCCGUAAGGUCCUUCGCUCUCCACAGUUUGCACAGAGCCUGGGUAGCCUCACCAUGGCUAUCAGAGACGGAGGGCUUCCCAGCAUUAGCGACGCACUCAAGAUCCCGGUCCAGAAUGGCGGUUUCAUGCGUCGCGGCGGUGUCCCGCUGGGAGGAGGAGAGGCUGUCAAAGCGUUUGUCGAAGGCGUCCGGCAGCAAGUAGAGGACAACCAGAAGGGUGAUAGCAUGGAGACAGACUGA